CCGGUGAUCGACCGCGUGUCAUCCCGGCAGCCUCGCAUCGAUAGUACCGCGCGCGGCGCGUGCCCACAACAAGCUCCAAGGUCGAGCUCCAGCCCCUCCCUGCCACAAGACCACUGCCGCGGUCGGAGGACCGAAGCUACCAAUGGCGUCGCCGACAUUGAUGCCCGUCGACCUCCGCUUCAGCUUCGCCUCUCCAGCAUCUGCGGCGCCGAGGACAGCGAGACGGCCUAAGAAGCUCGGCAGCAGGGCGGCGGCGGUGCGUUGCGCGGCGACACCGGCAUCGUCUUCGUCUUCCCCGGCGCCGAUGGGGGAGAAAACGGUUUACAAAGACGGGCCCCUGGAGCGCGCAUUCAUGGGGCUCUUCGCCCGGAAGAUGUCCAAGUUCGCCACCAAGACCCCAAACCCGAAUCCAAACAUCUCGCGGGCGGUGUGGGAGUGGGACUACGAGAGCUUCGUGGACGUGUCGCGGCGGGUGAUGGUGUCCUGCGGGACGCGGGAGCGGCAGCAGGCCGCCGUCCGGGAGGUGCUGCUGUCGAUGCUCCCCGCGGGCGCGCCGGCGCAGUUCCGGAAGCUGUUCCCGCCGACCCGGUGGGCGUGCGAGUUCAACGCGGCGCUCACCGUGCCCUUCUUCCACUGGCUCGUCGGCCCCUCCGAGGUCGUCGAGGUCGAGGUCGCCGGCGUCAAGCAGCGCAGCGGCGUCCUCAUCAAGAAAUGCAGGUAUUUGGAGAACAGCGGGUGCGUGGGGAUGUGCGUCAACAUGUGCAAGAUCCCCACGCAGAGCUUCUUCACCGACGAGUUCGGCCUACCGCUCACCAUGAACCCAAAUUUCGAGGACAUGAGCUGCGAGAUGAUCUACGGCCAAGUGCCGCCGCCGCUGGAGGAAGACCCGGCGUCCAAGCAACCCUGCUACGCCAGCCUCUGUUCCAUCGCUAAGCCUGCUGCCCCGAUCUGUCCCAAACUUCAGAACUAGCAAAUUCAGAAGAAAGCAACGGCGGUCAGAAAGAUUUUGAUGGUACUGGAUGAAUUGUGCAUGGUUUCAGUCAGAUAGGCAAGAAGGAAUAUAUACCCACAGCAAUUCUAGGUAGCGAGUCUGAAAGUUCAAUACACACGCUGGAUGCACGAAUAUGUCUGAGUGUACAUAUUAAUUGUAGCUUGUAUUUUUAAGGAGAAAGAAAAAUGUAAAGAUACAUGAUCUGAUAUAAGUUUUGUCACUGCUGCACAUUCGUUUUUGUUGCA
Messenger RNA from Brachypodium distachyon (stiff brome), 1236 nucleotides. Its product is annotated as beta-carotene isomerase D27, chloroplastic. Lineage: Eukaryota; Viridiplantae; Streptophyta; Magnoliopsida; Poales; Poaceae. The record is from RefSeq and is a predicted model, not a curated record. Gene Ontology annotation, molecular function: iron ion binding. The coding region runs from base 143 to 970 and encodes 275 amino acids. The transcript has 4 exons.